Marchantia polymorpha subsp. ruderalis is the source of this 1817-nucleotide messenger RNA. Lineage: Eukaryota; Viridiplantae; Streptophyta; Marchantiopsida; Marchantiales; Marchantiaceae. The record is from the annotation of a GenBank genome assembly.
UGCUUGAGAGUCUCGCCUCUCGAGAGCAUUACUAAGAAAGCAGUGGAGGUUCUGAAUGCCGGAGGAGUUGGAAUGAUCGUCGGAAACGCAUGGUCGCUUGGAGACCACACCGUGGAGGCCGAGGAAUUCGUCCUUCCGGCGGUUUAUAUCACGGCAACCGACUCUCAGCGUGUGCAGGACUACUUGACCAGAUGUGACCUGGACGCUUGUAAUUUCAGAAAUACAAGAGCCACCAUCUUCACGGGGAAGACAUGGUUGGGAGUGAGUCCAGCUCCGGUCGUUGCUGAUUUCUCAUCAACCGGUCCCAGCGGAGUAACCCAGGACAUACUCAAGCCCGACAUUGCUGCACCCGGAGUAAAAGUGCUGGCAGCAUGGAUAGAUGGUACCUACAACGCCAUCGAUGGAACUUCCAUGGCCACCCCGCACAUCUCAGGGGUGGUUGCUCUGAUUAAGUCCAUUCAUCCCCGAUGGAGUCCAGCUGCAAUCAAGUCCGCCAUCAUGACCACAGCUAUCACUGUCGACAACUCCAACCACAAAAUACAAAAUAUUCAGAACGAACCGGCGGGACCAUUUUCGACGGGAUCGGGGCUGGUGAAUCCGAAUGCUGCGGUCGACCCGGGGCUGGUGUACGAGGCGGGGCCACGGGAUUACACUCUGUUCCUGUGCGCGCUCAACUACACGGACCAGAUGGCGGAGGUGGUCACGGGGGAGCCCAAUUCGUGCAGCAGCCAGAAGGACUUCCCCUCAGCCAGCAGCCUCAACUAUCCGUCGGUCUCGAUCGGCGACCUCAAGGAAAUCACCACCGUCACCGUCACCCGCAGAGUGACCAAUGUGGGCGCAGCCAGAAGCGUCUACAAGGUCAGCAUCCAAGCUCCCAAGGGCGUCAGAGUGUCGAUCUCGCCCUCGCGUCUGUCGUUCAGCAAUGUCGACGAGACCAAAUCCUUCAACAUCCGACUGCAGCGCACGCUGAAGACGGACGCCGAUUCCGAGACGUACGUGUUCGGCAGCUACACGUGGUCCGAUGGGCGGCACAAGGUGAGAAGCCCCAUCGUCGUGGGCCAUCAAACACAAUAGGUUCCGGCGGGCUGUUCAGUGAGACAGAGCCGGGGAAAUUAAUUGAGACAGUUGAUUUAGUUUGCAGGAUUUCCAGCGCCCGCUGUUGACGCAGCCACAGUGGGCAUUAGUUAGGACGAUAUUCGUCGAUCAUGCGGAGCAGCUCAGUAGAUCGAUCUGCUCGUCGUGGUCCUUUGGGUGCUAGCGUGACGUCAAAAGUCUGAUACCAUACCCGCCUUAUGAAAAAAGCUCUCAGCUUCUGUAGGUGCCUGAUCAUGGCGCUCUGCUGCACAUGUGGGCGGAUUCCGAUGUUUGAUUCGGUGUAGAUUAACCUCGUCCAACUAAUUGAAGGAUCGUGGAUUUCGUUGGAAGUGUUUCCAUCCUCUCGGCAUCCACUCGGCUCUGAUCUUCGAGCAUUCGUUGACCAGCAACACGCGCUUCUGCAGGCACUUCUGAAAGCCUGAAUCUCUUCAAAGCUUGUAAAUCUUAAAAAAAAUUAGAUUGGUCACACACCUUUUACAGUAAGAGAACUGCAGACCAAGGGAGGGGAAACCAGGUGAGGAACGGAGACUUCCAAACUAGCUCCAUGAGCGGAACAAGUCACUUGGCUUUACUUACAAGGAGGGGAUCUGAAAAUUACCCCAACAAUCAACCAAUUUCCCAUUCAUGAAGCUUUUCAGAUUGGUAAUGUGGCCGAUCCAUAUUUGAAGUUUUCUUAUGUAACUAGUAGCCAUGUGCUCAUAUAAAUAUAAAAGUGUCGAUCG